Entamoeba invadens IP1 is the source of this 1407-nucleotide messenger RNA. Its product is annotated as adenylyl cyclase-associated protein, putative. The transcript has a single exon. NCBI's taxonomy places the organism in Eukaryota, Evosea, Mastigamoebida, Endamoebidae. Gene Ontology annotation, molecular function: actin binding; adenylate cyclase binding. The record is from RefSeq and is a predicted model, not a curated record. Gene Ontology annotation, biological process: regulation of adenylate cyclase activity; cytoskeleton organization. Gene Ontology annotation, cellular component: cytoplasm. Bases 1 to 1407 code for a protein of 468 amino acids.
AUGUCAAGCGAAGCCGAAUUGAAAGCACUUCUUGCUCAAGUAAUGAGUCGUUUAGAGACUGUCACCGCGCGUUUGGAGAAGAUCGAAGGAACUCAAGGGACAGCCAAUGCAGCUCCUUCUGCUGGUGCGUGUGAAGGUGAAUGCAAAGCACAAACAGCUUUCAUUGAACUUCGUGAUUUGUAUUUGACUCCAUUAGUUGAAAAGUCGAAUGCAUUUGACCCAAUUUUGGGACAAGCUCUUGCCGAUUACAUUGCUAUUGUUAAUGCUGUUGGUGACUUUGUUGGGAUGGCUGCCAAGUCGAAGAAACCGACACAAGAAGGACUUCAAAAGUUGAUUCAACCCAUUGGAGAUAAGAUGUCUGCCAUUGGAUCAUACAAGGACAAACAAUUCAAGUCCCCGUUCAUCAACAACUUCUCUGCUAUUGCUGAAGCGUCACAAGCUUUUGCUUGGAUCUGUGUCGACAAGACUCCAGCACCUUUUGUUAAUGAUGCCAUUCCAUCCGUCGAGUUCUAUACCAAUAAAAUCCUUGUUGCCACUAAAGGAAAGGAACAAGACAAAUUCGACUGGGCUAUUAACUUCGUGAAGUUCUUGAAGGAGAUGGUUGUCUAUAUUAAACAAUACCACACCACUGGCUUGACUUGGAACCCUAAUGGUGCCGAGGCUUCCGCCCCUACUGCAGCUCCAGUCCAAAAAGCACCAGCUCCAAAGAAAGAAGCACCAAAGGCUAAUCCCGCUGGAUUGUUUGCUGACUUGAAUAAGGGCACUGGUAUUUCAGGUGGAUUGAAACACGUCACCAACGAUAUGAAGACUAAGAACAUGAAACCAGAAGAUAAGAAACCAGUUGAGCCAAAAGCAGCACCAAAGACUGCUAAACCAGCUGCGGCUAAACAAGCUGUUCAGAAGCCCCCAAAGAUGGAAAAGGUUGGCAACAAAUGGGACAUCUCCUAUCAAAAUGGAAACAACGCGAUGGAAAUCGAAGGCGAUUUCAAGGACUCCAUUUAUAUCUUCAAAUGUGAAAAUUCGACGAUUAGAGUGAAGGGAAAAAUUAACUGCAUCUCCAUCGAUAACUGCAAGAAGGUCAACUUGAUCUGCGACACCGUCGUUUCUUAUAUCGAAUUGGUUAACUGCACUUCUAUCGAUAUGAGAAUCACCGACUUGACUCCUACUAUUAACAUCGAUAAGUCACAAAGCGUCGUCGUUCACUUGUCCGACAAAUGCCUUGAUGGAAAGUCAACCGUCAAUACAUCAAAGUGCGACGCUAUUUCAAUCGCUAUUCCAAACCCAGAAGAUAAGACUGACGAGGUCGAGUACCCAGUCCCAGAACAAAUGUUCACAACUGUCGAACACAACAAACUCUACCCACAAAUCUACUUCCACGACAAGUCAUCUUACUACUUCCCAAAGUAA